AUGGCUGAUCAAACCACUAUGGCGGCGGCCGCCGCCAUGGUCAAAUCAAUGGCCAACGACUCGAAAUUGCACGCAACUGCCCACACCGGCGGCGAUCAGCAACAAUGCAAACUUCCUGGACCCAGCAGCGAUGCCAAAGAUAGCCUCGAACGGGAACUCGCAGCCCUAGCAGCACGAAUUCAAAGGUUAGAAGCCAAGGCUAGCAUCUCGACUGCCCCAAUCUUUCCCGACACCCCUAGCGAGACUGUCGAUUCCAUGUUUGGUGUCGAGUCCUCGUCGCCCAUAUCGAGCAAUGGCAAGACGUAUAUGCGCUCAAAAUUUUCCUCGGGUUCUUCAGGCCGCCCCGCUAGCCAGGAAGAGCGAACGUUCAAGACGAUUCCUCUGACGGAUGAGGCUCUGGAAGGUCUGCGAGAACAUAUUGAUGACCAGUCCAAAUUACUUGACAACCAACGGCAGGAAUUGACACAUGUCAACGCACAACUCGUCGAACAAAAACAAUUGCAGGAAAAGGCACUGAAAAUCCUGGAAGAAGAGCGUGUUGCAGCCCUCGAAAGAGAGCUAUGGAAACAUCAAAAAGCCAACGAAGCUUUCCAAAAGGCUCUCCGUGAGAUUGGUGAGAUUGUCACUGCUGUAGCACACGGUGACCUCAGCAAGCGAGUGCGGAUGAACUCGGUAGAAAUGGACCCAGAAAUCACCACCUUCAAGCGAACGAUUAAUACCAUGAUGGAUCAACUUCAGGUCUUCUCGAGUGAAGUCUCGCGUGUCGCACGUGAAGUCGGCACGGACGGCAUAUUGGGCGGUCAAGCCAUGAUUGCCGGCGUCGACGGCACAUGGAAAGAGCUUACUGACAAUGUAAAUGUAAUGGCCCAAAACCUCACCGAUCAAGUGCGCGAGAUUGCUUCAGUCACCACAGCUGUCGCUCAUGGAGAUCUCACCAAGAAGAUUGAGCGGCCGGCGAAGGGAGAGAUCCUUGAGCUUCAACAGACUAUCAACACUAUGGUUGUUCAACUGGGUACAUUCGCUGCCGAAGUCACCCGGGUCGCCCGCGAUGUAGGAACCGAGGGCAUGCUCGGUGGUCAGGCUGAUGUUAUGGGAGUGCAAGGCAUGUGGAACGAAUUGACAGUGAAUGUCAACGCCAUGGCCAACAACUUGACAACUCAAGUGCGAGACAUUGCCAAGGUCACCACUGCGGUCGCUCGGGGCGACCUCACACAGCUGGUUCAAGCCGAAUGCCGAGGCGAAAUCUUGGAACUCAAGUCCACCAUCAACUCCAUGGUGGGCCAGCUGCAGCAGUUUGCAGCUGAAGUCACCAAAAUUGCCCGAGAGGUCGGAACAGAGGGACGCCUUGGGGGCCAGGCAACUGUUAAUGACGUGCAAGGUACCUGGCGCGAUCUGACCGACAAUGUCAACGGUAUGGCCAUGAACCUGACUACGCAAGUACGAGAGAUAUCCAAGGUGACUACCGCUGUCGCAAAGGGUGACCUGAGCACCAAGAUUAGCGUGGAAGCAAAGGGCGAGAUACUACAGCUCAAGAAUACCAUCAACUCCAUGGUGGACCGUCUCAGCACGUUUGCAUUUGAGGUUACCAAACUUGCCAAGGAAGUCGGCACAGAUGGUACUCUCGGCGGUCAAGCGCGUGUUGAUGAUGUUGAAGGGAAAUGGAAGGAUCUUACCGAGAAUGUCAACACCAUGGCGUCCAACCUCACCUCGCAGGUGCGGGGAAUUUCUACCGUCACUCAAGCCAUUGCAGAUGGUGACAUGAGCCAGAAGAUCACUGUCACUGCAGGAGGUGAAGUGGCAUUACUCAAGGAUACCAUCAACAACAUGGUGGACAGGCUCUCCGUUUUCUGUAACGAAGUGCAACGAGUGGCCAAGGACGUCGGAGUCGACGGCAAGAUGGGUGGUCAAGCAGACGUAGCUGGCCUGAAGGGUCGGUGGAAGGAGAUUACCGCCGACGUCAACACGAUGGCCACCAACUUGACGACGCAAGUGCGAGCUUUCGGCGAUAUCACUAAUGCUGCUACCGAUGGGAACUUCACAAAACUUGUCGACGUGGAAGCGUCUGGUGAGAUGGACGAGCUGAAGCGCAAGAUCAACCAAAUGGUGUACAAUCUUCGAGACAGUAUCCAGCGAAACACCUUGGCCAGGGAAGCUGCCGAGCAGGCGAACAAGACGAAAUCCGAAUUCCUAGCCAACAUGUCCCACGAAAUCCGUACCCCGAUGAACGGUAUCAUCGGCAUGACGCAGCUGACUUUGGACACCGACCUGACACAGUAUCAAAGAGAGAUGUUAAACAUUGUCAACAACCUUGCCAACAGUUUGCUGACUAUCAUUGACGAUAUCCUGGAUCUUUCAAAGAUCGAGGCGAAGAGAAUGGUUAUUGAAGAAAUCCCGUAUACAUUACGUGGUACUGUCUUUAACGCCCUCAAGACCCUCGCAGUCAAGGCAAAUGAGAAAUUUCUUGAUCUCACCUACUGCGUUGAGAGUUCAGUACCAGACUACGUCGUUGGUGACUCGUUCCGUCUACGACAGAUUAUUUUGAACCUGGUCGGCAAUGCCAUUAAGUUCACGGAGCAUGGAGAGGUCCGACUCUCCAUCCAGCAAUCACACAAGCCUGCAAAGGAUCCCAAUGAAUAUGCCCUUGAAUUUGUCGUCACGGACACGGGCAUAGGAAUCCCGCAGGACAAGCUGGACCUUAUCUUUGACACCUUCCAACAAGCAGACGGUUCCAUGACACGAAAAUUCGGCGGUACUGGUCUUGGUCUUUCCAUCUCAAAGAGACUCGUUAGCCUCAUGGGUGGUGAUGUCUGGGUCCGUAGUACUGUUGGCAAGGGCAGCUCUUUCUACUUCACCUGCGUUGUCAAGCUAGCAGGCGGUGAUCUGGCCAUGAUUGAGAAGCAGCUCAAGCCAUACAAGGGACACCAAGUCUUCUUUGUCGAUCGCGGCCGGACAGUCCACGGUAAACAGAUUGUCGCGUCACUCCGCCAUCUGGGCCUGGUGCCGGUCGUGGCUAACCAAGAGACGUACCCUGGACUUGGAUCUGACGAGCCACCAUUUGAUGUUAUCAUCGUUGAUUCGAUCGAGACUGCUCGUAAACUUAGAGCUAUAGAUCAGUUCAAGUAUCUGCCAAUCGUUCUACUGGCACCUGCAACACAUAUCAGCUUGAAGUCUUGCUUGGACUUGGGUAUCACAUCAUAUCUCACUACACCUUGUGCUCCAAUUGACCUGGGCAACGGCAUGGUUCCAGCUCUGGAGAACCGUGCAACACCGUCAUUGGCGGACAACACCAAAUCCUUCGAAAUUUUGCUUGCUGAAGACAACCGUGUCAACCAGAGGCUCGCAGUCAAGAUUCUUGAGAAAUACCAUCAUGUGGUGACGGUGGUUGGCAAUGGAUUGGAGGCUGUCGAGGCCAUCCAGAAGAAGAAGUUUGAUGUCAUUCUCAUGGAUGUUCAAAUGCCAAUCAUGGGUGGUUUCGAAGCGACAAGCAAGAUUCGUGAAUAUGAGCGUAGCCUCGGGUCUCACAGAACACCUAUCAUCGCCUUGACUGCACACGCCAUGAUGGGAGAUCGUGAGAGGUGUAUCCAAGCUCAAAUGGACGAGUAUCUCUCCAAACCUUUGCAACAGAAUCACCUCAUCCAGACUAUCUUGAAGUGUGCUACGCUUGGAGGUGCGUUACUUGAGAAGAACCGGGAAAGAGAACUGGACCUCGCAAAGGAGAAGAACAGCAGCACGCCGGAAAAGCAGCGCGGACCUAGUGCUCUACGUCCCAAUCUGGAGGCUCGAGCUUUGACGUCGUCUUCCCGCCUCACCGGAACUUUGGACAGCCCAUCUUUAGUUACGGCGGAUCAAGACGAUCCCAUGAAAGCAGCGGCACGUAGAAGUCUAUCCGACAUGUAA
Pestalotiopsis fici W106-1 is the source of this 3897-nucleotide messenger RNA. RefSeq names its product Hybrid signal transduction histidine kinase J. Gene Ontology annotation, cellular component: membrane. Gene Ontology annotation, molecular function: phosphorelay sensor kinase activity. The record is from RefSeq and is a predicted model, not a curated record. Gene Ontology annotation, biological process: cellular hyperosmotic response; phosphorylation; phosphorelay signal transduction system. Bases 1 to 3897 code for a protein of 1298 amino acids. Lineage: Eukaryota; Fungi; Ascomycota; Sordariomycetes; Amphisphaeriales; Sporocadaceae. The transcript has 3 exons.